Messenger RNA from Lottia gigantea (owl limpet), 1137 nucleotides. RefSeq lists its product as hypothetical. The record is from RefSeq and is a predicted model, not a curated record. Lineage: Eukaryota; Metazoa; Mollusca; Gastropoda; Lottiidae. The coding region runs from base 1 to 1137 and encodes 378 amino acids. The transcript is spliced from 2 exons.
AUGACCACAGUACCCGUAUCUUUAUUCAAGGACCAUCUCAUGCGCAAAAAUACCAAAUCCGAUCUUGCUCACUAUCUUGAGAAGAGUAUUACCAAUGUUUAUACUGAAUCAAAAACAGGUUCUGGUUUACUUACUGUUCUAGAUGGCGGAUGGCUCUUGUAUCAGGUGAAGUGGACUGCUGGUAUCAAGUAUGGCGAUUUAGCAGACGUGUAUAAUGGUUUCAUAGAAAAGAGGUACGGGCGUGUAAUAGUUGUUUUCGAUGGUUACGAAUCAUCCCCGAAGGAUCAAGAGCAUUAUCGCCGGGUUACAAAAACUGCUAUUGACUAUGCAAUUGACGGUCAGGGUGUUAGAGUUAUAGCCGAGGACACGGGCAUAUUCAUCAGCUUGAUUCACCACUGGUCACCAGACAUGGCAGAGGUGUAUUUUCAGAAAGAAGAUCGAAGCUCAAAAACAUCUAGCCAAUCUUAUAAACUCUCAGAACUACAUGCGAAUUUGGACCCCAUAGUACAAAAAUAUAUCCUGUUCAUUCAUGUUUGGUCGGGGUGUGAUACAACGUCUGCGACAUUCGGACAGGGUAAAUUACAAGUUUUGAGACAUCUGGUGAAGUCACCAGAAAUGCAUAAAAAUGCCGACGUGAUCAGUUCUGAACUAUCCAGUGUAGAUGAGGUUAGCCAGGCCGGUAUUCAGAUAUUUGUCUCAAUGUUUGGUGGUAAACGGGAGGAAAAUUUCACAGCACUCCGUUAUCGCAAGUAUCAGUCCAUGAUUACAACAUGUAGGAAAAUAGAACCCGAACGAUUGCCCACUACUGAGAGAGCUGCACACUUCCAUACCCUCAGAGAACAUAUUCAAGUUAUUCGUUGGAGAACAUUGAACAAUGAUACUCUUGAUGCAAAUGAAUGGGGAUGGAAGAUUGCUAGAGGGCGUAACGUUCCAAUAAUGACGGACAAGGAGGCUGCUCACCCAAAGAUUUUGAAGUUCAUCCGUUGCUCAUGCAAACCUAACAGUACUCAAUGCGCAACGAAUGCUUGUACUUGCCGUAAAACUGGGUUGAAGUGUGUCGCGUCCUGCAGUGGCUGUGUGGGUCAGCAGUGUUGUAAUACCGAUGUUUUAAAUGACGUUAGUGAUGAUGAAAACUAA